AUGCUUGCAGAGCCACUGUCUUUGACAGUGCUGCCCUUCUACAGACCUGAUCCUGAAGACCUUAUGCAGCUCAGGUAUUCCACUGAGGAUUGUUCCUUUGAAGAGGAGAUUCGUCCAGAUGGCUACAAUGUCUAUAAAUCCAAAAAACAUGGAAUAUCAGUGUCUUUGAGUAGCGCCAAGCAGAGACAGCAGUUCAAAGGAAAAGAUUUUCUCCCACUGUCUCACUUCUUGCCUAUGAUCAACACUGUGCCUGUGGAGUCAACAGACUUUGGGGAAUAUGGUGAUUACAGCCAGGCCUUUGAGCCAGAGGUCUACUCCUCACCUCUGGAAACAGACAGCAUGGACCCCUUUGGCAUCACCUCCAAGCUCUCGCCAAGUGAAUCUGUGACAAUAAAGAGGCGUUUUAACCAAGCAGGCCGGCAUGGCACGCUGAGGCCUAGCUUGGGUGUUUGCAGCAAAACCAUUGACAUCUCGGGGAUACGCAACAAAAACACACCGAGUGAAAACCAGGGGUGUCUCAGGUUUCAUGGUGAGGGGUAUCAGGAGGGGUAUGCUGAAGGCAGUCAAGCUGGAGUUGCUGAGGGAAGGAGGUAUGGAUCACUCCAUGGUGCCAAGAUUGGCUCUGAGAUUGGCUGCUACCUGGGGUUUGCACUGACGUGGCACUGUCUGCUCCAGAAAUGCACAGAUGAAAAGAGCAGCAAAAAGAUGAGGGCUCUGGAUUCAUUAAUAGGGAUGGUUCAGAAAUUCCCAUAUGAGGACCCCACUUAUGAUAAGCUGCAAGAAGAUCUGGAAAAAAUCAGAGGAAAAUUUAAACAGGUUUGUUCAAUGCUAAAUGUUCAGUCUGGUUUUAGAAUUGGUACUGAAAGAUCUUCACUAACAUUUUGAAUGUAACAGAUGAAGAUAAGCAUGGAUGACCAAGGAAGAAACAUUUAAAAACCCCAGAUAACUGGAACAGUGUUUUUCUACUCUUAACUUAAACAAAACCAAAAUAGUG
Molecule: messenger RNA, 994 nt
Organism: Chaetura pelagica (chimney swift)
Lineage: Eukaryota; Metazoa; Chordata; Aves; Apodiformes; Apodidae
Exons: 7
Coding region: 1-885 (294 amino acids)
Source: RefSeq, a predicted model, not a curated record